CAACAGUGAAAUCGAUAUUUUGGCCGUUAUGCACAUGCGCCUGUUUCACACCCUGGUGCUCCUGCCAAACCCGUUAGCAUACCUAAAUAAUAACAUAUUAGAAGCAUAAUCAGCCAGGAAUUAUUGCCUAAAACAAUGACCACACAAACAGGCGGGGCUUCGGACUUGGACACGGAAUCUGUGGAGGUUUUGCGGGAACGCUUGAGUACCAUGAAGCGUUUGAUGGCAGAGCGUACGGCACAGCAACAGAAUAAUCCAGCCUCAACCGAGGAAAUCUUUUCCACAAAACGCCAUCGCUCUGCUGGCAUUAUUGAUGGCAAUUUUCUGAGCAUCGCAUUUGGAGGAGCAUUGCUUGUUAUUGUAACGGUUUCAGUUUAUGCAUUCUACAAUCUAUAUCAUGCCAUCCUAAAGAAGUUUCCCUCCCGUCACGAAGAGUUGUAAUUUGCUAUUUCUGUGCAUUUAAUAAAUACGUGUUUGUGUCUGCCAAAGAAAAUGAAACUCGUUCGUUUUUAUUUGCUGUUUUGCAUUCGGUUAAAUUAACUAUUUAUUGAAAUUUGUUGUUCUUUCUUAAUUACAAUAAUCAUUACUUUUUCAUAUGCAUUUAUUUAUCUUCGUAUAAAAACUGAAUGCAAAGGGACAGCAAAGUGGAAUAUUAUGACUUUAGGUAAAAAGAACCAAACAAAAAUCAAUAAUAAAAAUUAAAAAGGAACACUGAAAGAUUCUGCUGAUCUGGCAGGGAGAACACAAAAAUUGAUGGAGGAAAUCAAAUUGAGAACAUCUACGAAUAACACAUCGAUAUAUCAUAUUUUGUUGUCGAGAUGAUUACUUUUGAUUUUGCUUACUCGCUAGCUACAAUUCAAAAUGUUACCCUAUAUGUAUGUAGAACCAUUUGUAUUUAAUUCAUUAUCCUUUAGUUGAUCCGUUUU
Molecule: messenger RNA, 926 nt
Organism: Drosophila sulfurigaster albostrigata
Lineage: Eukaryota; Metazoa; Arthropoda; Insecta; Diptera; Drosophilidae
Exons: 2
Coding region: 136-441 (101 amino acids)
Source: RefSeq, a predicted model, not a curated record